AAGACGCAAGACUACAGAAUUUUGGAUGGUUAAGAUCACUGGUAACGUAUUUAAUAAUUUUUCUUUAUUCAAUUUGAGCUAGAUUCCAUGUUAUAUACUUUUUUUUGUGCAUAAUGUCAACAACGGAUGCACACAUAGGAUUAAGCGUGAGGGGGCUAUGGAACGGCCUAACGGUAGAAGGAUCGUGCUCAGGUUCAACAACAAAAAGCAGCCAAUUGGAGACGAAGCUGGACUAUUGAGUAGGGUGCUUGGUCUGCUGGGAUCUAACUAUGAAAAAUUUUCUAUCGGUAAGGAAAGUUGGCAUAAAAUUACCACUAAAGACAAGGUUUAUAACGAAUGUGUCAAGCAAAAUUUUCACUUUGAUGAAGAUAGUGAAGGAACUAUCAAGAAAUAUAUUUUGAAAAGUAUGGGAAGGUCUUGGAAGGAAACAAGGCUGAGGUUGUAUAAUGCCUUUUACGAACCAACAUUCACAUUUGAGCAAAAUAUUGAGCACCGUCCGCCGGAAAUUGAUCGAGAGCAUUGGAGAAAGUUCCUGGAAUAUCGCACCAAAGUUGAGACGAAGAGAAGUGCAGGAAAAAUGCGAUUAAUCGAUCAAAACAAUUAUAUACUCACACUGGCGGUUCGAAAAGCUUCGCACGGCGGAUGGAAGAAGAGUCUGAACAACAAGGAAGGAGAGUCGGUAGAGGAGAGUUAUAGAUCACAGUGCACAAAAAAAUGAUGGCUCCUAUAUCAUUGAUGAAGCAAGAGCAAUUGGUAAAAGAAUUGAGGAGAUUGAGCAAUAGGAUGAGUCUUCUAGAGUGUUGUCUCAAAAUGAUUCUAUUGCUCAGGUUUUCGGAAAAGAGAAAUCGGGUAGAGUACGUGUUGUGGGUUUCGGUCCGACUCCUACUCAACUCUUCGGUUCGAAUUCACAUGCGACAGGCAACGGAGUCGAAGUAGAGGAGACUCAGAGGAUGC
Molecule: messenger RNA, 954 nt
Organism: Arachis ipaensis
Lineage: Eukaryota; Viridiplantae; Streptophyta; Magnoliopsida; Fabales; Fabaceae
Source: RefSeq, a predicted model, not a curated record